Molecule: messenger RNA, 1257 nt
Organism: Cynocephalus volans (Philippine flying lemur)
Lineage: Eukaryota; Metazoa; Chordata; Mammalia; Dermoptera; Cynocephalidae
Gene: CACNG8
Product: calcium voltage-gated channel auxiliary subunit gamma 8
Exons: 4
Coding region: 97-1257 (386 amino acids)
Biological process (GO): neurotransmitter receptor transport, postsynaptic endosome to lysosome; calcium ion transport; positive regulation of synaptic transmission, glutamatergic
Cellular component (GO): postsynaptic density membrane; AMPA glutamate receptor complex
Molecular function (GO): voltage-gated calcium channel activity; channel regulator activity
Source: RefSeq, a predicted model, not a curated record
UCGCUGAAGCGCUGGAACGAAGAGAGGGGUCUGUGGUGCGAGAAGGGCGUGCAGGUGCUGCUGACCACGGUGGGCGCCUUCGCCGCCUUCGGCCUCAUGACCAUCGCCAUCAGCACCGACUACUGGCUGUACACGCGCGCCCUCAUCUGCAACACCACCAACCUCACCGCCGGCGACGACGCGCCCGCGCACCGCGGCGCCGCCGGCUCCUCGGAGAAGAAGGACCCCGGCGGCCUCACGCACUCGGGCCUCUGGAGGAUCUGCUGCCUGGAAGGGUUGAAAAGAGGCGUCUGCGUCAAGAUCAAUCAUUUCCCGGAGGACACGGACUACGACCAUGACAGCGCGGAGUAUCUGCUCCGAGUUGUCCGGGCCUCCAGCAUCUUCCCCAUCCUUAGCGCCAUCCUGCUGCUGCUCGGGGGCGUGUGCGUGGCAGCCUCCCGCGUCUACAAGUCCAAGAGGAACAUCAUUCUGGGCGCAGGAAUCCUGUUCGUUGCAGCAGGCCUGAGCAACAUCAUCGGCGUGAUCGUGUACAUCUCGGCCAACGCGGGCGAGCCGGGCCCGAAGCGGGACGAGGAGAAGAAAAACCACUACUCGUACGGCUGGUCCUUCUACUUCGGCGGGCUGUCGUUCAUCCUGGCCGAGGUGAUCGGCGUGCUGGCCGUCAACAUCUACAUCGAACGCAGCCGCGAGGCGCACUGCCAGUCUCGCUCGGACCUGCUCAAGGCCGGCGGGGGCGCGGGCGGCAGUGGCGGGAGCGGCCCCUCGGCCAUCCUCCGUCUGCCCAGUUACCGCUUCCGCUACCGCCGCCGCUCCCGCUCUAGCUCCCGCUCCAGCGAGCCGUCGCCGUCGCGGGACGCGUCUCCCGGCGGCCCGGGGGGCCCGGGCUUCGCCUCCACGGACAUCUCCAUGUACACGCUCAGCCGCGACCCGUCCAAGGGCAGCGUGGCCGCCGGGCUGGCUGGGGCCGGCGGCGGUGGCGGCGCCGCCGGGGCGUACGGCGGCUCGGCUGGGGGCGCCGGGGGCGGCGGCAGCGGGGCGGGCGCCGAGCGGGACCGCGGGGGGGCGUCCGGCUUCCUCACGCUGCACAACGCCUUCCCCAAGGAGGCUGGCGGUGGCGUGACGGUCACGGUCACCGGGCCGCCCGCCGCGCCCGCGCCCGCGCCGCCCGCGCCCGCCGCGCCCGCUCCCGGGACCCUGGCCAAGGAGGCCGCCGCCUCCAACACCAACACGCUCAACAGGAAAACCACGCCCGUGUAG